UGCAGUUUAAAUCUACGAUGUGGUCGAUUUGACUUACGAAUCAAGAUGAAGAUGUUCAUCAUAGUGCAAUUGGUGCUGCUUUUGAAAGUAGUUGAAAAUGUGGAAUCCCAGUUUAUGCAACAGAUGCCCUCGAUGCCUUCAAUGCCGUACCCGCAAAUGCCCCAGAUGCCGCAAAUGCCACACAUGCCGAUGAGCAUGGGUCCCAUGCAGAUGGGCCAUCCGAUGGGCAUGCCCUCGCCCAUGCAAAUGGGCCCGAUUUCAAUGAUGCAACAACCGAAAAUGCCAGUAGUCGUGAUGCCGUUCCGUAAUAAAGAGAAGAGCAGCAAUCGGAAGAAAUAUAAGUCAAAAAGGAAGAAGCAUAGGCCCAAGAAGUACCUAUCUUUGAGCAGCGACAGCGAAAGUGGAUCAUCUUCUGGUAGCGAAGCCGAGUUCCGCAGUAGCAAGAAGAAGCGAGGGUCUAAACACAGCGCGAGGUCCAGAGGAUCACACAAGCGGCAUCAGGUUCUGACUCCGGUUAUUUCGUAUGUGACUAAAGAAGGUUAUGUGGUCUAUCAGAAGAAAAUAAAAAAAGACAAAGCGAAGGACUGGUUGGAAAUAGGGAAGACGACUCCAACUAAACAGGAUGCCAGUGGGGAGACAGGAGAGACCAGCGAAGACGCCGAUGAAGCCAUGCGCAAGAUGCUGAAGAAGAAAUUGAAGAAAGUUAAGAAGAAGCAUAAGUUGUAA
Pectinophora gossypiella (pink bollworm) is the source of this 726-nucleotide messenger RNA. RefSeq lists its product as uncharacterized. The record is from RefSeq and is a predicted model, not a curated record. The transcript has 2 exons. NCBI's taxonomy places the organism in Eukaryota, Metazoa, Arthropoda, Insecta, Lepidoptera, Gelechiidae. Bases 46 to 726 code for a protein of 226 amino acids.